Molecule: messenger RNA, 270 nt
Organism: Rotaria sp. Silwood2
Lineage: Eukaryota; Metazoa; Rotifera; Eurotatoria; Philodinida; Philodinidae
Source: the annotation of a GenBank genome assembly
AUGAAUGAUGUUGGUACUAUCACAUGGUGUAAGCCUGGUGAACCAAGACCCACGUAUGCUGUUGAUAAUAUCAAAGCACAUGCACAACUUUGUGGUAUUAUUGACUGGGAUUUUAAAGCAUUUAGUAGAUAUGAUGGAUAUAUGGAUUCAGCUACUUAUCGUCAUCUUCUUUCUACUCAUGUUGGGCCACAUAUUUCAAAAUUAAGAAAACAUAAAUUCUACCGAGACAUUAAUAUUUCAUAUCACAAAGCACAAAAAAUUCUCACGUGA